AAUUGCGAUACCAUAAUGGCCGCUGCCUUUGGGGUUCAUUUCGGCUCAACUUCAGCCUGUUUAGCCGUGUAUAAGGAUGGAAAAACAGACGUGGUUGCUAAUGAAGCAGGAGACCGAGUGACACCUGCAAUAGUAGCAUUUACUGACCAUGACAAAGCGGUUGGCUUGGCUGCUAAGCAAGGUAUCAUAAGAAAUGCACAGAAUACUGUAUGCAAUGUGAAGCAAACUUUGGGCAGAGAAUUCACAGAUCCUGCUGUUCAACAAAUAACAGCAAGCUCUCCUGUAAAGAUUGUUGAAAAAGAUGGAAAACCAGCAUAUGAAGUGGAGUUUCAAGAAAAAAGGGCAACUUUUACUCCAGUUCAAAUAGCAGAACUGGUCUACAAGAAUAUGAGAGAAAUAGCUCAGAGUCAUGGAGAUGGAGAGAUACACGACACAGUGGUGACUUGCCCUGUCGAUUACAAUCCACAGCAGAGGAACGCACUAAGUCAGUCCGCUGAGGCGGCAGGUUUUCAUGUAUUACGAGUGAUAAAUGAGCCAACUGCCGCGGCACUGGCUUACGACCUCGGACAGAAAGACAUCCAUGAAUAUUGCAAUGUAUUAGUCUACAGACUUGGGGGCACAUCAUGUGACUGCACUGUAAUAAGUGUGAACUGUGGUAUGUACAGGAUACUGGCAAACAUCUCCAGACCAGAUAUAGGGGGCAGCAGCUUCACCGAUGUUCUAGCAGAGCAUUUUGCUGGGGAAUUCAAAAGACAGUGGAAGUCAGAUGUGCAUGAAAACAAGCGUGCUGUAGCCAAGUUAAAGAACGCCGCGGAGAACUGUAAACACGUUUUGUCGACCAUGCCGACAGCACAGUGCUCCGUGGAGUCUCUUCAUGAAGGGAUUGAUUUUCAGUCAAGUGUCUCCAGAGCGAGGUUUGAAAGUCUUGUGUCUAGUCUUCUCCAGCAAUGUCUGCAGCCAGUAGAGCAGGUACUGACAGAGGCCCAACUCACCAAAGAGAACAUACACAAAGUCAUCGUGUGCGGAGGAACCACCAAGAUUCCUGCGCUACAACGUUCCUUAAAAGAUUACUUUAACGAGGCUGAGUUUCUAAACAGUAUAGUGCCUGAUGAAGUGGUGGCACUGGGGGCUGCCAAACAGGCAGCCAUAUUAACUGGGAAUGAGGAAGAAUCAAAAUUACAUGAACAGGAAAAUGAAGUGGAAUGUCUGUCUAAACAGAUUCUCAUCAAGGUGUUGCCUAGCAACAGUGACCAAGACAAGCUUCAGGUGCUAUUUCCAGCCUUCACUCCUAUCCCAGUGAGGCGACAACACGUAUUUGACCUCUCUCAAGAGCAGACGACAUUUUGUGUGGAAAUCUUUGAAGCAGAUGACAGUAUAAACGAUAGAGUAUUGCUAGGCAGGGUGGUAAUGCAGGAGGUGCCUGAGAAUGGUCAGAUAACAGCUGUCUUCCACAUCAGGAGGGAAGGUUCGCUCCAUGUGACGUGUACAGAGAAGACGUCGGGAAAACUAGAGGAUGUUCUAAUAGAAGCACAGUGAUGAACUUUCCUUCAAUAUUGAAAGAUACUACAGCUUAACAAUAAAUUUCUUCUAAAAUAUAGUCAGAAUGAGAUAUAAAAAAUACAGUGCAGAUAGACACGUUUACUUCUUAUGAAAACUCUUUACUUCUGCUAAAAACUGUUACAGACAAAAAAAUAUUAAAUAUUGUGAAGAAAUCGUUUUGUAUACAAGUGUCUGGUCAAUGCCCUGGAAUAUGGACAUGAAAUGUGCUGAAAAAAUUAGAAAGGCUGGCAAUAGAUGUGGGGAAGAGUUAGGAGUUGUAAACCACGAAGCGACCCAAGUUGAAUAAGUGCUAUUGC
Lingula anatina is the source of this 1856-nucleotide messenger RNA. RefSeq names its product heat shock 70 kDa protein 14. Lineage: Eukaryota; Metazoa; Brachiopoda; Lingulata; Lingulida; Lingulidae. Gene Ontology annotation, molecular function: ATP binding; ATP-dependent protein folding chaperone. The record is from RefSeq and is a predicted model, not a curated record.